Molecule: messenger RNA, 2091 nt
Organism: Blumeria graminis f. sp. triticale
Lineage: Eukaryota; Fungi; Ascomycota; Leotiomycetes; Helotiales; Erysiphaceae
Source: the annotation of a GenBank genome assembly
AUGACUAUCAAGUCUGUCCAGCCCAAAAUCUCCAAAGACCAUAUCCCUCCAUUUAGUGUCGAGGUUCCUGGGUAUGCAGCUAUCGAUGGAGAGACAAUUCCGCGAAGAAAUCCUAACUGUAUCGACAAGCUUCGGGAGCGCCCAGCAGAGCACAUAACAACUAUCUUUGAUAUCCUCCAACAUAGCGCUGAAAAUUACGGAAAUGCGAAAGCAUUGGGUAGCCGGAAAUUGAUUAAAACCCACAACGAAAGCAAGAAGAUUAAUAAACUUGUAGACGGUGCACAGCAACAGGUUACUAAACAGUGGACAUAUUUCGAGCUCGGGGGGUAUGAAUACAUUAGCUUUCAUGAGUUCAGAAAGCUAGCUUUACAGAUCGGAGCUGGCUUCCGAAAGCUUGGCCUAAAGAAUGAAGACCGCAUCCAUAUAUUUGCUGCAACAAGUUCAUACUGGCUAGCUACAGCACAUGGUGCUGCAUCUCAGUCAAUGCCCAUCGUAACGGCAUACGAUACCCUAGGGGAGAAAGGUUUAGAACAUUCUCUGAAGGCAACGAGAGCCAAAGCUAUCUUUCUUGACCCGCAUCUCCUGAAAACUCUCAUAAAUCCACUAAAAGUUGCAACCGACAUUCAACACGUCAUUUGGAAUAGUCAAAAGGAAGGCAACCCGGAAGAUAUUGAAGCACUCCGGAAAGCUCAUCAACACUUAACUAUAAUAAGUCUUGAGGAGCUCAGGAUAUUGGGUGAAGACAAUCCUGUCGCUCCUGUUCGUCCUAAUCCUGACGAUCUCUGCUGUAUAAUGUAUACAUCUGGAUCAACUGGACCACCAAAGGGGGUACCAAUUAAACACAAAGCCGUUGUUGCAGCCGUUGCGGGAGUGGGUGUAAUUGUAGAUCAGUAUAUCGGCCCCGGCGAUGGCUUGUUAGCAUAUCUGCCUCUUGCGCACAUUCUUGAGUUUGUUUUUGAGAACGCUGUUUUAUAUUGGGGCGGUACUUUGGGAUACGGAAACCCGAAGACUCUUGCUGAUUCCUCUGUUCGAAAUUGCAAGGGCGAUAUACGAGAGUUCCAGCCUACCAUUCUUGUCGGUGUACCAGCUAUUUGGGAAUCGGUGAAAAAAGGUAUCAUCACCAAAGUCAAUUCCAGCAAUUUCGUAACGAAGAAUCUAUUUUGGAGUGCAUUGUGGGCAAAAAAUAUGAUGCUCCAGUACGAUAUCCCGGGCGUUGAGGUUCUUGACACCGUCGUGUUCCAAAAGAUUAGAGACGCUACUGGUGGGCGAUUAAAGAUCUGUCUGAAUGGGGGCGGACCUGUAGCUAAAGAAACCCAACGCUUUAUUUCUAUGGCCAUCACGCCGAUGAUUAACGGAUACGGACUAACUGAAACGUGUGCAAUGGGAGCUUUGAUGGAUCCUCAAGAGUGGACUGAUGAAGCCCUAGGAAAUAUUCCUGGAUCCGUUGAAAUAAAGCUAGUUGAUUAUGAGGAAGCUGGAUACAGAGCUGCUAAUAGACCAAAUCCUCAGGGUGAAAUCUGGAUUCGUGGUGUUCCUGUCAUGGAAGGAUAUUACGAAAAUGAAGAAGAAACUAAAAAAGUCAUUACUGAAGACGGAUGGUUUAUGACUGGUGAUAUUGGUGAAUGGGAUCACAAUGGCCACUUGAAAAUUAUUGAUCGCAAAAAAAACCUAGUCAAGACUCUUAACGGGGAGUAUAUCGCCUUAGAAAAGUUGGAAUCCAUAUAUCGGUCUGCGACUGUUGUUGCUAAUAUCUGUGUAUACGCUGAUCCUAAUCGAACCAAACCGAUUGCCAUCAUCGUUCCAGCUGAACCAGCACUCAAGAAACUUGCUCAAAGAAUUGGUGUGGAGGGAAACGGACUGGAAGAGCUGGUCGAUAAUCCAAAAAUCCAACAGACCGUCUUAACUGAACUCCAACAGGCCGGAAAAGCUGGCGGGUUGACCGGGAUUGAAAUUAUUGAGGGUGCCGUACUGGCUGAUGAAGAGUGGACGCCCCAAAGCGGACUCAUAACAUCUGCUCAAAAAUUAAAUAGGAGAGCGAUUUUAGAGAAAUACAAAAAAGAGGUGGCAGACGCUUAUGCCAAGAACACAUAA